UAGCGAGCUAAGCAAAGAUAAAACCACUAUAUUAUAUUCCAUCAUAUAUUACGUACGAAAUACAUUUACUGAUUCAACGUAAUUGAAAUGGGGAUGAUGAAGAGACUAGUUGGGAUUUCCGAAGCAAAGAAGAAGCUGGCAAGGACUCUCUCUCCCAGGAAAGUCAACCUAAGGGCGGCGACCAGGGAAGAUGAAGUCGUCUCCGUCCCAAAAGGGCACUUUCCGGUAUACGUCGGGGAGGCGAGGCGGCGGUUCGUCGUUCCGAUAGAGUACUUGGGGCAUGGACUGUUCCGGGAUCUGUUGGACUGGACGGGGCAAGAGUUUGGGUACGAGCACCCCACCGGAGGACUCACUAUCCCAUGCAGUGAGGACUACUUCUUGAGCCUCACAAACCUCCUCCUCAUCAGCUCCAAAUGAAUAUCAUGCAUGCCAUGCAUGCAUGGACACUACAUAGAUGCCACGACGACGUACGUAGCUUAGCCUGUUUAUGUCUGAAUGGUUAAGAGAUUUGCCUCUGAAUGGUUAAGUAUUAUACAGAGUCUGAAUGGUUAAGAGCUGUUAUCUGAAUUGAUCAGACAUUUGCCUCUGAAUAGUUAAGCAAUAUACUAGCUCUUAAUGG
Messenger RNA from Cuscuta campestris, 619 nucleotides. The record is from the annotation of a GenBank genome assembly. Lineage: Eukaryota; Viridiplantae; Streptophyta; Magnoliopsida; Solanales; Convolvulaceae.